Molecule: messenger RNA, 348 nt
Organism: Eurypyga helias (sunbittern)
Lineage: Eukaryota; Metazoa; Chordata; Aves; Eurypygiformes; Eurypygidae
Product: placenta-specific gene 8 protein-like
Exons: 3
Coding region: 1-348 (115 amino acids)
Biological process (GO): positive regulation of transcription by RNA polymerase II
Source: RefSeq, a predicted model, not a curated record
AUGGCCACCCCGUCCGUCGUGGUGGUGCAGCCGCAGUACAGCAUGGUUAAUCCCACUCUCGCGAGGAGCUUGUGGCAGACGGGGCUGAUGGACUGCUGCACCGACUGCGGUGUCUGCUGCUGCGGGAUGUUCUGCUACCCCUGCCUCGCCUGUCAAGUGGCAGGGGACAUGAACGAGUGUUGCCUGUGUGGGUCCAGCGUGGCCAUGAGGACCCUCUACCGCACCAGAUACAACAUCACGGGGUCCAUUUGCUCUGACUUCUGUGUCACCAUGUGGUGCCCUGUGUGCUCCGUCUGCCAGCUGAAGCGGGACAUCAACCGGCGGAAGGAGCUGGGCAUAUUCUGGUAA